AUGCCCGCCGCGACGGCGACCACCGCCCGCCUCCGCCUGCCGCUGCUCGAAGCGGCCCGCCGCUCGCCCGACUCCGCCCGGCCCCGCCUCGAUUGCCGCCGCUGACGGGCAACCAUCCGCCCGGCCAUGGACGCCCUGUCUCGCCCCGCCGUCGUCAUCGACAACGGCACCGGGUACACGAAGAUGGGGUUCGCGGGGAACGUGGAGCCCUGCUUCAUCACCCCCACCGCCGUCGCCGUCAACGACUCCUUCUCCGCCUCCGCGCAGCCGGCGCCCAGGGGCGCCCCCGCCAAGGGGAACUGGCUCGCGCAGCACAGCGCCGGCGUCAUGGCCGACCUCGACUUCUACAUCGGGGAGGAGGCGCUGGCGCGGUCCCGCGCCAGCAGCACGUACAGCCUCAGCUACCCCAUCCGCAAUGGCCAGGUGGAGAAUUGGGAUACUAUGGAGAGGUUCUGGCAACAGUGCAUCUUCAAUUACCUGCGGUGCGAUCCGGAGGACCAUUACUUUCUUCUAACCGAGAGCCCUCUGACUGCUCCCGAGACCCGGGAGUACACCGGAGAGAUCAUGUUCGAGACGUUCAAUGUGCCUGGCCUCUAUAUUGCAGUGCAACCAGUCCUUGCGCUCGCUGCUGGGUACACUACCACCAAGUGUGAAAUGACAGGUGUUGUAGUUGAUGUGGGUGAUGGAGCUACCCACAUUGUUCCUGUUGCUGAUGGUUAUGUCAUCGGGAGCAGUAUCAGAUCUAUUCCGCUUACAGGCAAGGAUGUUACCCAGUUUGUCCAGCAACUUAUGAAGGAAAGAGGUGAGAACAUUCCGCCAGAGGAAUCUUUUGAUGUAGCGAGGAGGGUUAAAGAAAUGUACUGCUAUACUUCUUCAGACAUUGUGAAGGAAUUCAAUAAGCAUGACAGAGAGCCGUCGAAGUACAUUAAACACUGGACUGGCAUCAAACCAAAAACUGGUGCAAAAUACACAUGCGACAUUGGAUAUGAGCGAUUCUUGGGGCCUGAGAUAUUCUUCAACCCAGAGAUUUACAACAGUGACUUCACCACUCCUUUACAAGUUGUUAUUGACAAGUGCAUCCAAUCAUCCCCAAUCGACACAAGAAGAGCUCUGUAUAAGAAUAUUGUCUUGUCUGGAGGAUCGACUAUGUUUAAGGAUUUCCAUCGGAGAUUACAACGGGACCUAAAAAAGAUAGUGGAUGCACGGGUCCGUGCAUCUAAUACUCGGCUUAUUAGUGGAGAUCCGAAGGCACAACCUAUAGAAGUGAAUGUGGUCAGUCAUCCGAUUCAGAGAUAUGCAGUAUGGUUUGGAGGUUCUGUGCUUGCUUCCACAGCAGAGUUCUACGAGGCGUGCCACACAAAAGCAGAAUACGAAGAGUAUGGCGCGAGCAUCUGCCGAACAAAUCCUGUUUUCAAAGGGAUGUAUUGAAUAGAACCCCGGUGCAUUGAACAGGAGAGCAAAUCUCAAGGUGGACAUGAAAAAUGCCAUCCCCAUGCGAUCAACCCGAGCCUGCACACCCCCUGCAAGAAUGGGGAGACUUAAGGUUGAGGUGCCUGACAAGAGAUCCAGUAGAAGGCUCGCCGCAUGAGUUGUACAAACCAACCAAAGUGCGCAUAGAUAGACCCAUAUUGCAUCUAUAUUUCUCCAUUGCUCUGUAGAUGCCGGUAGCCUGGCAGCGGCUUUGUCACCUGCCUGGGUCGCGCCCAAUUGGCCUACAGCUGCCUGUACUAUAAUCUUUGCUAACUUGUGGCGCGUUGUAAUUUGUAGCGUCAACAUUGUUGUUUCUGGUGAUGCGGCGUUGUGCCUUGUAGAUCUAAUACAUGAUUCGUUUGACGGUGUUCUCUCC
Molecule: messenger RNA, 1846 nt
Organism: Panicum hallii
Lineage: Eukaryota; Viridiplantae; Streptophyta; Magnoliopsida; Poales; Poaceae
Product: actin-related protein 3
Exons: 10
Coding region: 127-1428 (433 amino acids)
Biological process (GO): Arp2/3 complex-mediated actin nucleation
Cellular component (GO): Arp2/3 protein complex; actin cortical patch
Molecular function (GO): actin filament binding
Source: RefSeq, a predicted model, not a curated record